AUGGGCUCCCGGCACUUCCCCGCCCGCACCGUGCUCUUCGAGAAGGAGACCACCGGUGUCACGUACCGCGUGCCGGCCCUGCUCUACCUGCCCUGCGUGGCCAAGCUGCUGGCCUUCGCCGAGGAGCGGCUGAGCCCGACGACUGCCCACGCCAACCUGCUGGUGCUGCGCCGCGGCACCGUCUACGGCGGCUAUGUGGAGUGGGAAGACAUGCGGGUGCUCGAGACGGCGGCGCUGCAGCACCACCGGUCGAUGAAUCCCUGCCCGCUCUACGACGAGUUCACGGGCACCCUCUUCCUCUUCUUCAUCACGGUGCUGGGCAGGACACCCGAAGCCUUCCAGAUUGUCACGGGACAGAACGUCACCCGCCUGUGCUGCGUCACCAGUGCCGACCAGGGGCUGAGCUGGAGCAAGGCCACAGACCUGACGCAGCAGGUCAUCGGCAGGGCCAUCAAAGACUGGGCCACCUUUGCACUGGGCCCCGGGCAUGGGAUCCAGCUGCGCUCCGGCCGCCUGCUGGUGCCCGCCUACAGCUACCACAUUGACUGCAAGGAGUGCUUCGGGCAGCUCUGCAAGACCACCCCUCACUCCUUCGCCUUCUACAGCGACGACCACGGCCGGGGCUGGCGUUUUGGGGAGUUCAUCCCCAACCUGCAGACGGGCGAGUGCCAGCUGGUCUCGGUGGAUGAGGAGGACGGCUCCAAUGUCCUCUACUGCAACGCCCGCAGCCCCCUGGGCUUCCGCGUGCAGGCACUGAGCACCGACGAUGGGGCUGUCUUCCACGGGGGGCAGCUGGUCCAGCGGCUGGUCGAGCCCCCCCACGGGUGCCACGGCAGUGUCAUCGGCUUCCCCGCGCCUUUUGUGUACGGCCCCCAGCCCCCUGAUGUCCCCGGACAAGGCUCAGCUCCACGGCCGCUCCCCCGUUUUCGGGAUUUGCUUGCCUUGAGGGCAGCAGGGGAUAAGCUCCACGUGGACCCCAAAGCCACCUCCAGCCCCGGCACCUUCUUCCAAGCACCAACGUGGGUGCUCUACUCCCACCCCACCAGCCCCAUGUCGCGGGUCAACAUGGGGGUUCACCUCAGCACCUUCCCCAGGGACGCAGAGAGCUGGACCGAACCCUGGGUCAUCUACGAGGGCCCGAGCGCGUAUUCGGACCUGGCUUACAUGGAGCUGCCCCACAGCCAGGCCCCCAUCUCUGGUGGCCCAGCCAUCGCUUUUGCCUGCCUCUACGAGAACGGGAAGCGGUCCCCCUACGAGCAGAUCUCCUUCAGCAUGUUCACGCUGCACGACGUGCUCCAGAACAUCCCCCUGACGGCUGCAGUGCCCUGCAGGAAGCGGAGGCGAAGGAGCUGCUGCGUCUCCUAG
Molecule: messenger RNA, 1365 nt
Organism: Anas platyrhynchos (mallard)
Lineage: Eukaryota; Metazoa; Chordata; Aves; Anseriformes; Anatidae
Gene: NEU4
Product: neuraminidase 4
Biological process (GO): oligosaccharide catabolic process; ganglioside catabolic process
Cellular component (GO): cytoplasm; membrane; intracellular membrane-bounded organelle
Molecular function (GO): exo-alpha-sialidase activity
Source: RefSeq, a predicted model, not a curated record